Messenger RNA from Cokeromyces recurvatus, 872 nucleotides. RefSeq lists its product as uncharacterized. The transcript has a single exon. The record is from RefSeq and is a predicted model, not a curated record. Bases 52 to 759 code for a protein of 235 amino acids. Lineage: Eukaryota; Fungi; Mucoromycota; Mucoromycetes; Mucorales; Mucoraceae.
UUUUUUUUGUUUUCUUGAAUUUUUCUUUUUUCUUUUCUCAUACUACACAUAAUGGAAGAUAUUCAAUUCUUUAAUUCAACGAUUAUUUACACAAGAGUAGCCGUACUGACAUUAUCUGUAUGCAUUGUAGUGAUAUCACUUGUAAAAUAUAACUUCAGUACUUGUCCUAUUUUGUCCUUAUUUGAUAAUGUGAAAAGUCAUCAGUUCAUUUACGAUAUGAUUGAAGAUAGAAAUUUGAUUGCAACCUUGAUAGCAGCACAGGCGUCCAUCUUUUGUCCUUUAUUUUUACUUAUGAGUUCACCUGUAUCCACCUAUUAUGAAUAUUCAACACGAAUAUCGUUCUCUACAGCUGAUAUCUGUCGUAUCAUGAUAGAACAUCUCUGUCAGUUUUUGAUGCCAUUUGGUUUAUCUAUGAGCUGGCUCUUUUGUAUUACCUUUGAUAAAAGAACAAAGUCUGCUUUAUUGACUAUGAUAGACCAAGACCUGAUCUCCUCUACCCUUGACGAGCACAAUUACUAUAAUACUUAUGUUACUUUAAUGACAUUUGCAUUAAAAUAUAUUAUUAUUUUGGUUUUAUUAAUUGAGGUUGUGGCCGUUUCAUGCUCUUUUAUUAAACAUACUUCAUUCUUAUUCAUGGCAAAGCAGCAAUCUACUAUUCAUUUAACCUACAAUCAUGAAAAGGAGGAGGUUAUUAAAGACAAUGACUUUACAGGAUAUGAAAAUGAACAAGAUAUAGAGGGACAAAUCCUUUUUGUAUAGAUUUCAACUUACUAAUUAUUAUUAAUAAACACAUAAUCAUUUACUAGCUUUUAUACAUCUCAUUUUAAAGAAAAAGAAUUGUAUAUGUAUAUGUAAAUAUCUAUUUAUCCUAA